AAAUCUUGUGAUUGACAGCAAUGGGAUAAUCCCCUCGGUCUCCCAGGAAAGAAUCUAGAAGUCCUUAGCAGAAAAUGGCCGGGGCAGGUCGUUUCUACCACCCGCCGGCUCUCAGCCGCAUCCGAUUCGCGUGCAAAGAUGACGCGCCCUUCAUUAUGGCCAUGAUCAACAAGCCCAUGGCAAUGACCUUCAGGAUUGAUUCCAUUUCUGAUGUCAAUGCCCUGUUAGAAAACGGUGUGCUCUCUAUCUGCCAGUUGGAUAUCAACAACACUAUAAUAGGGUUUCUAGGCAUUAAAGACUAUCCAUUAAUUCCGUCAAUCCAUCCGGGUGCUUGGGAAGGAUACAUAUGGACUAAAUACAAAACUAUCGAAUUGAACGCUAGGAAUACCCUAUGGAUCCACUUGCUCUGUUUCAACAAUCAGUACGGCCGCGACCUAGUGGACAACAUGCUCAAGUCUGUCUUCAUGCAUGACCCCUAUGUCCAUUACAUUGGGAUGGUCAAGACUCUGAUUUCAUAUCCGCUGCUAGUACCUGGUCAGUCGCGCGUGGAAGGUGCAUUCAGACGUGUGACAGCCAUGGAGCGAGGCGUGCCAGGAGACCAGCUGCCGACGCUAUGCAUCGCUGACAGGGUGGACGUCAGCCCUCGCUUGCGUGUCAGGCGAGCUGUAGAAGCAGACAAUGACGAUAUAGUGCCAAUAAUCAACUACCAAUCAACCCGUCUCAAGGAAAUGUAUGGAGAAUUCUACGUCAGUGAGCUCAUCUCCAGGCACCCAGAGUAUGAGAGGGUGUUGCUGGUCUGCGAGCAUAAAGAAUUAGCCGUGGGCGUGAUGUGUAUAAACACACAGAUCAACUUCGAAGCCCUGGAGGAGAAUUUUGAGCUAUCUCCGUUCGCGGGCCUGCGACACCACACAACGGUCCCGUUCCAGCGACCCAGCGCAGACUACGAAUCUAAUAUCAGCACUGGCUUAUUACCAAGUAUAUCACUAAGCAUGACGACAACACCUUCAGAACUCUUCAGCAUCAACAAAUACGACUCUGCUAUGAAAAUGAAGGAUGCAAAGUCCAGAGUGACAUGGACAGCGGAAGACGAGGGCUUUGCGGAGGGUAUCGAAGCCGUUGCGCAGGCGCAAGCGGCGCAGGCAGGCCGCCAGCCGGUCUCGUACGCGGCCAGCCAACUGGAGAUCCUGAAUCUGCUCGAGGAUGAGGAAGAGGAACUGGAGUUUGAUAUCAUAAACAUUGACACCGAUCUUCUCAGGGUGCCUGAAGUCCUCAGCUACAGGAACAUGGAAGGAGUAGCUGACAGCAUUACAAAUAAAAUAGCCAUGACAGCCAAAAAGAAAUCAGUCGAUGAGGAGAAGCCGAAAAAUAAUAAAACUAAGAAGAAUUCUCAAGCGCCAACGUUCUCCCCAACGGCGAACAAAACACCUGAACCUAACCGCUACGUCGGCGCACCCAACGCUUUCCUUCUGGAGCUGUUUGCUAUGCACCCUGAUUAUGAUGAGAGAUAUGGGUUCGACAUAUUAGAAGCAGCCUAUGAACUGUUUCCUACUAGAGACUACUGUAUAUUGUGCCUGCCAUCCAAUCAUCCUUCGUUUCCUCUGCUUGAUCACUUUACGUUGGUGACACCAUACGGAAACAGGAUGAGAUUUAUUAACGAGACUCUCUACGUAGCUCACGUCAACUCGGUUAGAGGCACCGUAGCCGUUCGACCUGGUGAAGGUCACGACGUGGAAAAGAUUGUGAGCGACAUCCUUGAGCACGCUCCUCGUCCGCAGUCGCUCGGAGACCUGUUCGAAUCCACUCUCACGUCUAAGAGUCUUCUCUCGUUUGUAUUGCUCAGUGAGAAGCAGCCUAUCGGGGUCAUAGUUAUUGGGCCACUGACGGACGGUGCUGGUAUCCGCAUGCAGUACGAUUUGGAUGCCGAGCCACGGCGGGCUGGGACUGACGCAACAGUGGUGGCUGGCGUGAUGUCUCCAGCAUUGGAGCCCCACGGUCGCUGGUACAUGCGGGAGAUCUUGCGGCACUCGCAGUUCACCACGCUUUUCUGGCUUUGCCGCCUCUUCGCCAAAGGAGAUGUGGGUCCAAGUCGCAACCUGAUGUCGCUAGCCACGCACAUGACGCCAGUGCACCCGCGGCGCACCGUGCCCAACAUCACUGGGAAUAAGGACUUGGACAAGCUGUCUCAUGACUUGGCGGUCCCCUUCGCGUUGUGGGUAUUGGAGCGUCCUCUGACGUCAAUGCCCCGUGUGUUCGUCAACAACAGCAUCGUUGUGGUCGGCGCCAGUCGCACUGGGCUCGCCUUUCUGGAAACUCUCAUUAUGGGCGCCACGUCGGGCUACCUGACGUUCUCCAACGUGACGCUGGUGACGGAACACGGGCUGCCGGCCGUGGCGGAGUGCCUCAAGGCGGCGGACACGUGCGUGCCUCGCGUGGGCCGCUACACCGACCGCUACCUCAAGAGCGUGCCCUUCUACUUUUACGUCGACGUCAUGUCCGCUGUCAUGAUUAAUAUUGACAGGCAAAAAAAAUGCAUUCGUUUGAAAGGUGGAGGAGUCAAGUUCUAUGAUGACUUGGUUUUAACUUGCGGCCAACAAUACCAGCAUCCGGAAUAUUUGUGCGACUCCCUUGAACUCGUCAAAGAAAUAGAGAAAGGCAAGCCAUGCGAACGUAUGCUGAUGGACAACCCGAAGUACCAGCCGGAGCGGGUGCCCCCUCCCCCGGACAUACCCGACAACCUGUUCCUGGUCAACUCGCUGUUCGAGGCUAACUUCAACCUGAGGAAGCUGCUCAAGAUGAUCUCCGAAGCGAAGGACUCCUCUCGUUGCCUGAGCGAAAACAACCAGGUCAUCGUAUAUGGAGACUGCGUGGAAGCCUACUCCUGCUUGGCAGCCUUGCUGGAACUGGGUAUAUCGGCCUCCAUGAUCACCUUCGUCGAGCCCUUCCCGCCCGAAGAUAGCACACUCAUGAGGGUCAACUGCUUCAACGACGAAAUGGUGGACUCGCGAGUCCAGGCGAGCAUCAAGAGGCUCGGCAUCACAGAGUUCCGACGCUGUUCGCUAGUGGGCUGGUGUCUGCGGAACAAUCACGUCGUGUCCAUCGACCUAAUGGCCCCGCUCCACGCCAUCUUUUUACCUUGCUUCGCGCUGUUUUAUUACGGGUUGAAGGCUAUUGAUUUGUAUGCUUUCAAAGCAAUAAACGAAAGCGGACUUGUGUACGACGGAGGCAUCGUGGUGGGCCCGCAGUUCGAGACGAACGACCCUCACAUCUACGCGGCAGGAACAUGCGUGCGCUACUCUAGAAGAUUGUACGCCAAGCGUAUUAACCACAAGUACUACUCUUCUGAGGAUGUCGGGGAAGCUUUGGCAAAACAAUUUCUAAGGAAAGUGGACCCCUUCAUCAUGUGCGACGAACCAGAUCCUAAAGAUAUGUUGCCUAAUGCCAGCUCCACUGUACUAGGAUUUAGAACAUCUCAAACCGGUAUAUCUCCGUCCGCUACACAAUUUUCAAUUGGACUCCAGAGGAAAUGGCAACCAGUCAUGAAGUUCGAAUCACCGUUAAUGGUGUCGGCGACACUGCCCGGUCCCAAUUACUACGUGAAGCUGAGAAAACCUGGUCCAGAGAUUCCAAUGGAGGUCCAGCUGACGCUUCCACAUCGGGGCCACACGCUAGUGACAGACAAACGCUGUAACUACUUCCGUCUGCAAGUGAACGUGCUUCACUGCGUGGACGCAGUCACCUGUCUCGGGAAGAAAUACUUCUCCACGGAGAUCCUCUCGCAGCUGUACGGCAAACACGAGGCGCUGUUCAAUCAACUCUUGGCUAGAUAUCAGAUGGGGCUGAUAGAGGACUUCUUCGACUUCUUCACGCAAUCCUGGAUGUCCACCAUCUACCAGGAGACCUUUGACAGGCUCAUGAUGGACAUCGCAGAGCAAGACGUUUCGAAGGCUGGUGAACUCCUGUUGUCAGGGGAAAAUCCAGGAGAAAAACCAGAGGAUAUUGUCGGUCCUGACGUGCCUUCGGGCACAUUCAUUGACGUUUUAUAUUCACUCCAGGAAAAAAAGGACCUUGGCACCUUCCGUUCCGUGAUAGAUAAUUUUAUUGCCGCAACAAGUCGAGCGCAAAUUGUGACAGUUGCAGCAGAUAUACCUUCGGAGUGCGGUCAGAGCGCAGCGGUGCGCAACGCGGCGCGGUCGUUCUGGCGCACGGUUGGCGGCGACCGAAUCGUAGUUGCGCACGUCGCCAAAUUCCUCAACAGAAACUCCGUCACCAACCCGCAGUACGCCGCUCCCAACCCUCAGUUCUAUUAG
Molecule: messenger RNA, 4307 nt
Organism: Plodia interpunctella (Indianmeal moth)
Lineage: Eukaryota; Metazoa; Arthropoda; Insecta; Lepidoptera; Pyralidae
Product: cilia- and flagella-associated protein 61-like
Exons: 33
Coding region: 75-4307 (1410 amino acids)
Source: RefSeq, a predicted model, not a curated record